Molecule: messenger RNA, 1094 nt
Organism: Culicoides brevitarsis
Lineage: Eukaryota; Metazoa; Arthropoda; Insecta; Diptera; Ceratopogonidae
Gene: RpL5
Product: large ribosomal subunit protein uL18
Exons: 3
Coding region: 75-965 (296 amino acids)
Biological process (GO): translation; ribosomal large subunit assembly
Cellular component (GO): cytosolic large ribosomal subunit; ribosome
Molecular function (GO): 5S rRNA binding; structural constituent of ribosome
Source: RefSeq, a predicted model, not a curated record
CUCAAUCACGUUUGACUGAACGAACAGCCCUUUUCAUUUCGUCAUUUGAGCCACGAGGAUAUUUUCCCGCAACAAUGGGCUUCGUUAAAGUUGUCAAGAACAAGCAGUACUUCAAGAGGUACCAAGUCAAGUUCAAGAGGCGCCGUGAAGGUAAAACCGAUUACCAAGCCCGCAAGCGUCUCAUCUUCCAAGAUAAGAACAAGUACAACACCCCCAAAUACCGUUUGAUUGUCCGUUUGAGCAACCGCGACAUCACCUGCCAAAUCGCCUAUGCUCGCAUCGAGGGAGACCGCAUCGUUUGCGCCGCUUAUUCCCACGAAUUGCCCCGCUACGGAGUCAAGGUCGGUCUCACCAACUACGCUGCUGCCUAUUGCACCGGUUUGUUGGUUGCUCGCCGCAUUUUGAACAAGCUCGGCUUGGAAUCCUUGUACAGCGGAUGCACUGACGUCACUGGCGAGGAAUAUUUGGUUGAGCCUGUCGACGAUGGUCCAGCUGCGUUCCGUUGCUUCUUGGAUGUCGGUUUGACGCGUACUUCUACGGGCGCUCGCGUUUUUGGUGCCAUGAAGGGAGCCGUCGAUGGUGGUCUCAACAUCCCCCAUUCCGUCAAACGUUUCCCCGGUUACAGCGCCGAGAACAAGAGCUUCAACGCCGAAGUUCAUCGUGCUCACAUCUUUGGGCAACACGUUGCCGACUACAUGCGCACCUUGGAGGGCGAAGAUGAGGAAGCCUUCAAACGCCAAUUCAGCAAAUACAUUUCCUUGGGCAUCAAAGCCGACGAUAUCGAAACCAUUUACAAGAAGGCCCACUCCGCCAUCCGUGCUGAUCCCGCCUACAAGAAGAAGGCUGCCAAGAAGGUCACCAAGAAACGCUGGAACAAACUCAAGCUCACCUUGGAACAACGCAAAGCCAAGAUCGCAGCCCACAAGGCUGAGUUCCUUGCUAAGCUCAAGGCUGGCUCCGACUAAAAUGAAUGUCGACACAAUUUUUUUCAUGUUAAAAUAUGCAGUUUUUUAACACAAAAGAAAAACUCAAAAUGAAAAUACUUGCGAAUAAAUCUUAUCGAAGUAUCUAACUGAAAAAAUAUCUAAACAAAA